Messenger RNA from Microdochium trichocladiopsis, 1152 nucleotides. RefSeq names its product isoprenoid synthase domain-containing protein. Bases 1 to 1152 code for a protein of 383 amino acids. The record is from RefSeq and is a predicted model, not a curated record. NCBI's taxonomy places the organism in Eukaryota, Fungi, Ascomycota, Sordariomycetes, Xylariales, Microdochiaceae. The transcript is spliced from 2 exons.
AUGGUCCAACUCGACGGUGGUUUCAAGUCCGAGAUGAUGAACGGGAAGGGGAUCUAUGACGACGCAAAACAUGAGCAAGUUGAGGAUCAAGCAAAGGUGGAGGUCCUCACCCUUCCCGACCUCUUUUGCUCACUCAUGUCGGUCCCGGCGCGCCAAAAUGCCAACUAUGCCAGCGUCAAAGCCGACGCUGACGAAUGGAUCGCCUCCGUGAUCAAAGCCGAUGCAAAGUGGGCCAGCAGGAACAAGCGCGUCGACUUCACCUUCCUCGCGAGCAUCUGGGCGCCCGACUGCAGCGCCUUUGCCCUGCGCACGUCGAGCGACUGGAACUCGUGGGCCUUUCUCUUCGACGACCAGUUCGACGAGGGCCACCUGGCGAACGACCUGGAAGCGGCCGUGGCCGAGAUUGCCAGGACACGCGAGAUCAUGGAGGGCACCGCGCCGCGGUACAGCGCCGACACAGAACACCCUAUCCGCUAUGCGUUCCAGACAUUGUGCGACCGCGUCAAGCAGAGCCCCGACGGCUUCUUCAGGGGCAAGCCCUCGUCAGAGCGCUUCCAGAAGCGCUGGAGGUGGGCACACGAGCUCUACUUCGAGGGCCUGGUCGCGCAGGUCCGGACCAACGUCGAAGGGCGGUCCUACACGCGCGGAGCCGAGGAGUACCUGGAGAUGCGCCGGGGCUCGCUCGGCGCAUACCCGGCGCUCGUCCUCAACGAGUGGUGCGCCGGGAUCGACCUGCCCACCGAGGUGGCGGACCACCCGUCCGUGUUCGAGAUCAUGGUCAUCAUCAGCGACCAGAUCCUGCUGGUCAACGACAUCCUCUCGUACGAGAAGGACCUCCGCCUCGGUGUGGACCACAACAUGGUCCGCCUGCUCAAGGCCAAGGGGCUCUCGACCCAGCAGGCCAUCAACGAGGUCGGCGUCAUGAUCAACGACUGCUACCGGCGCUACUACCGCGCGCUGUCGGAGCUCCCCUGCUUCGGCGAGGAGGCGGACCGCGCGGUCCUCGGCUUCCUCGACGUCGAGAGGAACCAUGCCCUCGGCAGCUUGCUCUGGAGCUACGAGACGGGCCGGUACUUCAAGAGCAAGGAGGACGGUGCUCGGGUUAGGAAGACGCGGCAGUUGUUAAUACCAAAGGAGUUGGCGGUGUUGUGA